This is a messenger RNA of Neohortaea acidophila, 757 nucleotides long. RefSeq lists its product as uncharacterized. NCBI's taxonomy places the organism in Eukaryota, Fungi, Ascomycota, Dothideomycetes, Mycosphaerellales, Teratosphaeriaceae. The record is from RefSeq and is a predicted model, not a curated record. The transcript has a single exon. The coding region runs from base 32 to 655 and encodes 207 amino acids.
GUAUCAGAAUUCCUUCGUCUAAACUAUCACCAUGCAGCUUUUCGUUCUGUUAUCUCUGGCGGUCGCCGUUGCGGCCUCGCCUUUGGACGCGGCCAAAAGGACCACGACGAUCACGUCCACUGUUACUCCAACUUGUGGGCUUCCAGCAGACACAACUAGAACCACGACCUCUGCCACCAAGGUCAACGACGACGACUCCGUCUCGACAAUCACCAAAGUCGUCACCGGCGCCUUCUCCACUCCAAGUCUAUUCAAUAUCUAUGCCACCAUCAACGACCGCUACGCCAUCCAUACAGUCGAGGCGCUCGGUCUCACGGGCACGACGGGUUACGACCCGCCGCGCUUCGCCAUGGCCUCUGGAAAUCGUCUGCGCUACGGGAAGAACCAGUUUGCCGAGCAGGACAACACGACGGAUCCCGAGGACUUCUUCUUCAACACUCCUGCAUCGAUCAAGAAGUCGAAUGAGGGAUACAUCACGUGCGACAUCACCUACGCUGGAGACGGCAUCUGCCCGCUCAACUGCGUGUCGCCCUACGGGAACGGUACCGUGUCGAGUAUGGGGUAUGGCAACGUCUGGUACCUCGGGACAACGGCGAUUGCGUAUGGCGAGCCGGGCGACGACUUCCAGAUUUUUACCGCUAUUGUGGUGUCGUAGGCAUUGUGCUCGCCCCUACAUCCAGUUGGCUAUGCGCGUGCAAUCGGAUUGGUGACAUCGGAGAGUUUCAGUAUAGAGACAAUGCAAUCAUACCGUCGCUUA